AAAAUGAUUAAAAUAUACGCUACCAAUCGUCAGUUUGGAUGUAAAAGAAUAGCAUGUUUAAGAACGAAUGAGGUGUCGAAAUAUGCGGACCAUUUGCAACAUUUGGACUCCCUCGGUUCCAGUAAUUUUUACCGUCUGCUUCGGUCUAAUUUCGUUUCCGGUAUUACAUUCGUCUGACGAAUGCCAGGAGUUAAUAACGAGAGCAAAUGAUCAGUUUUAUAAAGAAGAAGCUGUGUUAAAAUUUAGCCAAAAGACCAAAGUUUCGGAUGAAGGAAUGGCUUCGAGAAGAUGCAAUUUUAUUGCUGGAUUUAUCAAUGCAAGUGAAGAGUGCCUUGGAAAGGUCAAAGGCUGUCUUUAUUUGUCAGUAAAACAAAACCGGUCAAAACGGUUUGAAACGGUUCCGGAUUGCACCGAGGAUAAACUCGAAUGCUCCGAGGAAGCUAUAUAUAGAACAAUGGACGGCUCGUGCAACAAUGUGGAACAUCCAUCUUGGGGGAUGUCUAACAGAGUUCAGAGCAGAUUGUUAAACAGUCAAUACAACGACGGAAAGGACGAGCCGAAAAGCAAAGGGUGCAGUGGAACUUUGCCAAGUGCUCGAGAGAUAAGUAACAUCGUUCACGCGGCAGGGGAGACAAGCGAUAUUGACAUGAAACGGUCCCAAUUUAUCAUGACAUUUGGGCAAUUUCUGGCCCACGAUAUGGAUCGCACACCAGUGAUAAAAGAUGAGACUGGAAAAAAUUUGGACUGUUGUGGUGUCAACAAGAACGAUAAGGAGUGUCAUCCGAUUUCUAUCCCAGCAGACGAUAAGAGAUUUAGUCCAAGAACUUGUAUGCCGUUUUCAAGAUCAGUUGGGCAACACGACUGUAAUGGUGUUCGACAACAGCUAAACAUGCAGUCGUCCUACCUUGACCUUUCAAUGUCGUAUGUAGUUCAAGAAAUCAGAUUACUGUUUUUAACAGGGACAUUACACAAUUACGGAGACGCCUUGCCAGAUGAAACACUAACUGGCAUCAAUGCCGAUAAUCUUUGUGAACCAAAAGUCACAGACUUUCCUCCCAAGUUCUAUUGUCCAGUAUCAGGUGAUCCAAGAACCAACGAAACUCCAGUCCUUGCCUCGCUCCACACCAUCAUUCACAGAGAGCACAACCGGCUGGCAGACGAACUUGCUCGCCUGAAUCCAACUUGGAGCCCGGAAAAGGUGUUCCAGACCGCAAGAAAAAUAAACAUUGGUCAAUGGCAGCAUAUCGUGUACAAUGAAUACCUGCCAGCAACUAUAGGCCUAUCUAUUAUGAAAGAAUACAAAAUCGAUGUUAAGCCACAGGGGUUCCACGAUACGUACUUCCCUAACACGGACGCGACAGUCUUCAAUGCAUUCUCAACGGCCGCAUUUCGGUUCGGACAUUCCCUGAUACCCGAUAGCUUUACCCUUGUGGACUUCGAUUUCCGUCGUAAGCAGAGAGAAGAUUUGAAAAAACACUUUUUUAAGCCACAGUUAUACCAUGAUUAUGAAAAGUUAGCGAUUGAUUAUAUGCUCAUGGGAAUGGCAGACGCCUCGUGCCCACGAUUUGACAGAAAAUUUGAAGACAGUGUACGUAAUAACCUCUUCCUAAAUGAAAAUGACGUCACGGACGCAAUAGAUCUGCCAGCAAUGAAUAUUCAAAGAGGGCGAGAUCACGGACUUCCAGGUUACAAUGAUUACCGUGAAUUCUGCGGGUUACCAAAGGCAACCACAUUUGACACUAACACUGGUGGACUUGUUGACCAUUCGCCGGAAGUCGCAAAACUGCUCAAAGAGGCAUAUAAAGAUUGCAUUGAUGAUAUUGACCUUUUCACCGGCUUGGUAAGCGAAAGACCAGCUCCAGGAAGUCAGGUCGGUCCCACAACCCAGUGUCUAUUGGCAACACAGUUUCAGAGGCUUAAAAAUGGAGAUAAGUUCUUUUACGAGAGGAAUGACGUUGAAAUAAGUUUUAGUGAAGCUCAGCUAAAUGAAAUAAAGAAAGUUCGCAUGUCGACGUUGUUUUGCUUAAAUUCAAAGGCGACAAAAAUUCAAGAAAAUAUGUUCCUUAGGAUAGACCGAAAUGAUGGAAGGCGUGGAUCAUGUCAUAGGGAUCAAUUUUCACCUCUUGUAUCAUGUGAAAAUAUGGUUGGUGUCGACUUAAAUCUAUGGAAAGGCGCAUAGACAAGUAGAUGGACGUCACAAAUAAACAUUGCAAAACAAAAUUGGACACUUCAUAUACAAAUGCGACAUUUUCGAGAGGAUUUUUAACAUUUUAGGCCAUGGUCUUGUGUUAAAAGAAAUGUGUAUUCAUCACAGUCAAACAGAUAAAAUGAAUGUUUCAUGCACGAGCAGAAGCAAAAGAUGGUUUAGAUAAUUUGCCACAGUAAUUUGAGUGGUUUUUCAAAAACUAUAUCACACCUGGGACAUAAGAUAUCUUAUGUCCCAGAUCACACUAAAAAAAUAAACAUUUGAAAAAUACAUAUCAACUCAUUUUUGAGGCAUAAUGGACCAAUCUUUAUACUGCCAGAAUGGCUUGUUUAUAUUGUUGCUACAUGCAUAUCUAAGUCAUUAGCUUUUAUUCUAGCAAUUUUGUUUGUUUGUUAUAUAUGGGUUAUUUUGAAAUGCGAUUAAAGUUAUCAAAAGGUU
Ruditapes philippinarum (Manila clam) is the source of this 2644-nucleotide messenger RNA. RefSeq names its product peroxidase-like protein. Gene Ontology annotation, molecular function: heme binding; peroxidase activity. Lineage: Eukaryota; Metazoa; Mollusca; Bivalvia; Venerida; Veneridae. The record is from RefSeq and is a predicted model, not a curated record. Gene Ontology annotation, biological process: response to oxidative stress. The transcript is spliced from 16 exons. The coding region runs from base 68 to 2179 and encodes 703 amino acids.